UGAUGUGCUUGGCUGGUAGCUUCUAGUAGCAUCCGUAGCUAGUGACAGCUCAGCAGCUCUGACUGAUGUCCUUCGCGGCUUCGGCGAGGAUUCCGGCUGCUGUCCACAUGAUCAAGACGUACUGCGAGUUUGAAUGGAAAAAAUAGAACUCGACGCCUUCAUUCUGAUCGAGUUGCACCACUGCUUUCCUGGUUUGAGACUGACGAUGCACAGGAACCCGCCAUCAUGUGCUCGACCUAGGCUAUGGGGAACAGCUUGGGAGGGAUGGAAGAACCGACCUGCCGGUGUGGUUACCACCAAGUAGACCAGUCAGCGACAGAACCGAGCUAUCGGUUUAGUCUUGCCGCUUUCCCACAAGAACAUUACUCAUUAGCUCCGCCACUAGAUAUCGCUUGGACUUUCCUUGCAACAACUCCGGAGCUGAUUCAACCGACAACGAGGACUCCCCAACGCCGAUCGAAGCAUAUGCGCGCUGUGGAAACUGGUCUCGUAAAAAAUGUUCGCACGGCACAAGGAGUGGAACUGAGCAAUCGGCGUGUUACAACACCACGAAGUCGGCAAAACCGUGCCCUGGUCGAUCUAUCGUGACCAUGCGACCACUGAGUCUAAAUUUCGAGGGGCUGGCGUUGACGUUGGUGUUCAGUGUGGCCUUGUGUGGAACCUUACCGAGGGUUUCAUCGGAAGGUGUUCACGAGGUUUGCGCUCAUUCCCAGGCUCUGCUAGUCAGCGAUGCAGUGUCCGCACACGCACACCUUACGUCGCUCUCGCAUUCCAGAAUCCGCCGCGUCGGCUCACGGGAAGCCGUGGCGUACACGGCGCGUCACGCACUGUUUAACUACACAGGAGUGCCGCCGGAUGCGUGGGUAGCGUCUUGUUUACACUACAAGGGACGGCCGCAGUUUCUUCAGAUCACACUGCCACAGCCGCGCGUAAUUGUGGCCAUCGGCACGCGCGGCUGCGAGUUCCUGAAGUGUUGGGUGACAUCUUACAAAAUGUCUUUUGUACCGACCCAGACUAAAGUUGACUUGGCUACUAAACUGUCCAUGAGGAAAACCAGUGCCUUCACAGCACUGUUGUCGGCUAAUGGCAGUACUGCAUUCGCAGGCAACCUGGACAGCAGCACUCUCGCAGUGCGCAGGUUUGAGCGUGGCGUGUUUGCUAAGAUCCUGCGUAUCUACCCGAAGACCGUCAGCAGCAAGCUGAUCUGCUUGCGCUUGGAGCUGUACGGGUGCGUGCCGGAUCCAGGUCACUCACCAGAGCCCUCUGCCUCUUUGGCAAGACCACAGAGCUCUAGCCACAGCGUACAACCUAUAGCCACGCGUCACCCAGACACCACAGCUACGUGGGUCCAGUCCGAGAGAACUCAAACAACCCCCAGCAUUAUAGUCGAUAUUCCUCCGUACACGAGUGCGCCUACUGUCGUAGAGCCAGUUACUACUGCUGCAGAGCUUCCCUUCGUCAAGACUGAUGCAUCCCUCGCUGAGCCUCAAGGUGUGGAACAAGCGGACGCUCAAUCUAAGGAAGUGCCUUACAUGGUGAUUGCGGCGUUCAGCAGCUGCGCAGCAUUCGUCCUUUGUGCAGUGAUGGUGGCGUUAUUGGUGCAAGUACGUCGUGCGGUGCAACUCGGCUCUUGCAUGUCUCCAUCACAGGCAUCUGGCAGCCCCCUGCAAAGUGAUCGCGCUGUUUCAGGGUUCUUAGCACGACCAAAGGAGCCUAGCUCAAAGGACUCUGAGAAUGUGUACGCUGACCCAGCCAUGUCCAGGACAGUACUGGCUGCUGCAAGCAAUGGUGGCGAUGACAAUGCUGAUGACUACAUGACUGUUAGACCACGUGCGUUGACAGAGUAUGCGAGUAUGGGCAUGGCGUCAGCGCAGCGUGUCAUCACGUCCGUACAGCCGGGCGUACACGACGAGCAUGCAGCCUGGCGAAAAGCCAGCAUCCGUCAGGUAACAGCUAUGCACUGCCUACAGCAGGCACAUACGGCUCAGCGACACUGCGGAUCACGGCAGAUGGACGACAGUGCCCUCUCCAGCAGCGGUGAUGAGAGUGGGGAAGAUAUUGGCAAUGAGAAUUCACAUCUCCCUCCGAACUGAUUUCACACUUCCCUGACACUGUCCUCUUAUGAUAAUCUGACGAGGUCUCCUUUUCACCAAGUUGUCUUCAGAGUUUUGAGUUAUAACAUUCAUCUCGGUGUCACAUUGGUGUUUAACACAAAAUGUCACUUUCACUGAGCAUGCCCAAGUCAGUUAGCUACAGUGCUGAAACUAGCAUUGCAACUCUUCAUUACUAGUACUCUUUGGCACAUUGACAUCUUUCGUUAGACAGGAAAACAUGUCAAAACUGUCUAAAAAGAAAAGGUCGGGGACACUGGAAUUUUCAUUGGUUUGAGGGAAAGAACAUUCAAGCGAUGCUGGCGCGGAUGCC
Sycon ciliatum is the source of this 2424-nucleotide messenger RNA. RefSeq lists its product as uncharacterized. NCBI's taxonomy places the organism in Eukaryota, Metazoa, Porifera, Calcarea, Leucosolenida, Sycettidae. The record is from RefSeq and is a predicted model, not a curated record. Bases 591 to 2093 code for a protein of 500 amino acids. The transcript has 5 exons.